This is a messenger RNA of Arachis ipaensis, 1572 nucleotides long. Lineage: Eukaryota; Viridiplantae; Streptophyta; Magnoliopsida; Fabales; Fabaceae. The record is from RefSeq and is a predicted model, not a curated record.
AUGUCUGAUGUUGAUAUUGCACACAUGGAAAGCAUGAGGCAAGUUGGGAUAUCAAUUCCAAAGAUCUAUGAGUCUAUUGCUGCACAGGUGGGUGGUUUUAAUUUGGUUCCAUUUACAAAGCGAGAUAUGUACAACGAGGUUAGGCGACAAAGGGCGAUGGAGAAUGGUGACGUGAAUGCUGCGUUGAGGGUUUUGGAGGGUGCAGCCCAGACGGAUGAGAAAUUGUAUUGGAGGUACGAGGUUAGUGAGGGGCAGCACAUGUACGAUCUAUUUUGGAGUGAUGGACGAAGCCAGGAUGAUUAUAAAGUAUUUGGAGAUGUACUAGCAUUCGAUGCAACUUACGGGCAGUACAAGUACAAUCUGCCAGUAAUUGUUUUUUCUGGGAUUAAUCAUCACAACCAGACCUGUGUAUUUGCAACUGCGAUGGUUUCAUGCGAAUCAAUUGCAUCAUAUGUAUGGGUUUUAAGAAAUUUAUUGGAAUGCAUGGGGGGUAAAGCACCCACAGCGGUGAUAACUAAUGGCGAUCGAUCAAUGCGCGUAGCUAUUCAGGAAGUGUUUCCUAAUGCUCACCACCGCUUAUGCGCUUGGCACCUCCUGAAGAAUGCGACGGUUAAUGUGUGUAAACCCCAAUUCACAUCGUUGUUUAGACAUUGCAUGCUUGCCGAUGUUGAGGUUGAGGAGUUUGAGUUGCUUUGGGAUGCCAUGCUGGAGGAGUGUGGGGUUAGGGAGUUAGAGCGGGUCAAGGACGUAUACGAGAAGAAGUCUUCAUGGGCAACUGCUUACAUACGGGGCAAGUUUUAUGAUGGGCUCCGCACAACAUCUCGGUACUUUUUGAGGAACAAUGAAGAAGAGCUUGACUUCCGAUCAUCGUACGGGAUGCCAGUCUUCAAACGCAGUUCCUGGAGAUAUCGUGAGUCACUUAAAAGGUGUGUUCGGGUCACCAUAUUGGAGUGCAUCGAAGGUGAGGAUAGGUGUGUGUAUGUGACACAGAAGUAUAGAAGACCGAAUUCACGGUGGGAUGUGGUUCAUAUGAAAAGGAAAGAGGAGUUUUUUUGCAGUUGCUUGAGGAUGGAGUCAUUCGGUUUGCCUUGUGUUCACAUACUAGCAAUUUUGGUUAGGUUAGACAUUGAUUCCCUUCCUAAAAGUCUGGUGUUGGCGCGGUGGUCCAAAGCAGCGAAGGAAGAUCUUUGUUACGAACUGUUAAGCAGCCAAUAUGGUGAUGCGGGUGUUUUGUAUUGGAGUAGAUUGGGUGCAUUCCUCCAGCACUGCAAGCGGUUAGCAAAAGCAGCAUGUAUUAGGGAUGAGGACUUCAGGCAGUAUUUAGCUAAGGUUGUAGAGGAUACGUGCUUGCUUGAAAAAACAAAUGGACUACGAGUUGCAGUUUUUGGGACCGGAGUUAGCAACAGUGGGGGAAGGGUUAGGGAUCCUGUUAGUGUCAGGACAAAAGGCACAGAAUGUGGUAAUGAACCUCUUGGGUCUAGGGGUAUCAAGCGGUGUAAGUGCAGCACAUGUGGUUGUCUUGGUCAUCGAAGGACCCGCUGUCCCAAUACUCCACCGACAUCAGCACCGUGA